Pelobates fuscus (common spadefoot toad) is the source of this 3873-nucleotide messenger RNA. It is a transcript of the gene COPG1, whose product is annotated as COPI coat complex subunit gamma 1. NCBI's taxonomy places the organism in Eukaryota, Metazoa, Chordata, Amphibia, Anura, Pelobatidae. Gene Ontology annotation, biological process: intra-Golgi vesicle-mediated transport; protein secretion; endoplasmic reticulum to Golgi vesicle-mediated transport. The transcript has 24 exons. Gene Ontology annotation, cellular component: endoplasmic reticulum; COPI vesicle coat; endoplasmic reticulum-Golgi intermediate compartment. Bases 104 to 2728 code for a protein of 874 amino acids. Gene Ontology annotation, molecular function: structural molecule activity. The record is from RefSeq and is a predicted model, not a curated record.
UACUCCGUGGCUUGUGGCUGCGCAUGCGCGGAUUGCGUUGUCAGGGGUGACGUGUCCCGGUGACAGCCUGGCAGGAAGUGGUCGUGCUCGCUUUGGUGCGGAGAUGCUGAAGAAGUUCGAUAAGAAGGACGAGGAGUCCGGUGGCGGCUCCAAUCCUUUCCAACAUCUGGAGAAAAGUGCAGUGCUUCAGGAGGCUCGCUUGUUUAACGAAACUCCCAUUAACCCUCGAAAAUGUGCUCACAUCUUGACGAAGAUACUAUAUUUGAUAAACCAGGGGGAGCAUAUGGGUGCCACAGAAGCAACAGAAGCAUUCUUUGCUAUGACCAAGCUUUUUCAAUCAAAUGAUCCGACACUUCGGAGGAUGUGCUACCUCACUAUAAAGGAGAUGGCCAGCAUUUCUGAGGAUGUGAUCAUUGUCACCAGUAGUUUAACCAAAGAUAUGACGGGGAAGGAUGACAGUUACAGAGGACCAGCCGUGAGAGCAUUGUGUAAAAUCACUGAUAGUACUAUGCUGCAGGCUAUUGAACGCUACAUGAAACAGGCCAUAGUGGACAAAGUGUCUAGUGUAUCCAGCUCUGCCCUGGUAUCUUCGCUGCACCUACUGAAGACCAGCUUUGACGUUGUCAAGCGCUGGGUGAAUGAGGCUCAAGAAGCUGCUUCAAGUGAUAAUAUCAUGGUGCAGUAUCAUGCUCUGGGACUGCUGUAUCAUGUGCGCAAGAAUGACCGACUAUCUGUCAAUAAGAUGCUGAGCAAAUUCAUGCGCCAUGGUCUGAAGUCACCUUUUGCCUACUGCAUGUUGAUCCGGGUGGCAAGCAAGCUUUUGGAGGAAGAAGAUGGAAAUCGGGACAGUCCUCUAUUUGACUUUAUUGAAAGCUGUCUGAGAAACAAGCACGAAAUGGUUGUAUAUGAAGCCGCAUCCGCCAUUGUGAAUCUGCCUUCUUGCACUGCUAAAGAACUUGCUCCUGCCGUGGCUGUGUUACAGCUGUUUUGCAGUUCUCCUAAAGCUGCUCUUCGUUACGCUGCAGUGCGAACACUCAAUAAGGUGGCCAUGAAACAUCCAUCAGCUGUAACUGCCUGCAACCUGGACCUAGAGAACCUGGUGACAGACUCUAACCGGAGCAUUGCUACCUUGGCCAUUACUACCUUGCUAAAGACGGGAAGUGAGAGCAGCAUCGACCGGCUCAUGAAACAGAUCUCUUCCUUCAUGUCUGAAAUCUCAGAUGAGUUUAAGGUGGUAGUCGUUCAGGCAAUCAGUGCUCUGUGCCACAAAUACCCCCGUAAGCACUCAGUCAUGAUGAAUUUCCUGUUCACUAUGCUGCGGGAAGAGGGAGGGUUUGAGUAUAAGCGAGCGAUUGUUGACUGCAUCAUUAGCAUUAUCGAGGAGAACCCUGAAAGCAAAGAGACUGGUCUGUCCCACCUGUGUGAAUUCAUUGAGGACUGUGAAUUCACUGUUCUUGCUACUCGAAUCCUGCACCUCCUGGGACAGGAAGGCCCAAGGACCAACAACCCUUCCAAGUACAUCCGCUUUAUCUACAAUCGAGUUAUCCUGGAGAAUGAGGAAGUGCGAGCAGGUGCUGUGAGUGCCUUGGCCAAAUUUGGUGCACAGAAUGAAGACAUGUUACCCAGUAUCUUGGUGCUAUUGAGAAGGUGUGUGAUGGAUGAUGAUAAUGAAGUAAGGGAUCGAGCUACAUUUUAUUUGAACAUUUUAGAGCACAGACAGAAGGCUCUGAAUUCCUCCUACAUCCUUAAUGGGAUCUCGGUGUCUAUCCCUGGGUUGGAAAGAGCUUUGCAACAGUAUACCCUGGAGCCAUCUGAAAAACCAUUUGACCUAAAAUCUGUUCCGUUGGCAACUGCACCAGUCUCUGAACAAAGGAUAGAAAAUCUGCCAAUCACAGCUGUCCGGCAGCCUGAGAAAGUGGUAUCAACAAGGCAGGAUAUUUUCCAAGAGCAACUUGCUGCUGUUUCAGAAUUCAAAGAUCUUGGUCCCCUGUUUAAGUCUUCUUCAGAACCUGUUGCGCUUACCGAAUCUGAGACUGAGUAUGUUGUCCGAUGUACUAAGCACACGUUCGCUAAUCAUUUGGUGUUCCAGUUUGAUUGCACCAACACACUCAAUGAUCAGAUCCUGGAAAAUGUAAUCGUGCAGAUGGAACCUACCGAGGGAUAUGAAGUAAUCUGCUGUGUGCCAGCUAAAACUCUGUCCUAUAACCAUCCUGGCACAUGCUACACUUUAGUGUCUGUACCUGAAGAUGACCCAGCAGCAUUUUCCUGUACUUUCAGUUGUUUAUUGAAAUUCACAGUCAAGGAUUGUGAUCCGAACACUGGGGAAGCCGAAGAGGAAGGCUAUGAGGAUGAAUAUGUGCUUGAGGACAUCGAGGUGACUGUAGCAGAUCACAUACAGAAAGUUCUCAAACCUAACUUUAGCGCUGCCUGGGAUGAAGUGGGAGAUGAUUUUGAGAAAGAAGAAACCUUUAACUUAGCAACCAUAAAAACAUUAGAAGAAGCUGUUGGUAAUGUAAUUAAAUUCCUCGGAAUGCAGCCCUGUGAGCGAUCAGAUAAAGUGCCAGAAAACAAGAAUGCCCACACGCUGUAUCUGGCGGGUGUAUUUAGAGGUGGACAUGACAUCCUUGUUCGCGCCAAAUUAGUCCUCACUGACACAGUAACAAUGCAAGUGACAGCACGCAGCAAAGAAGAACUUCCUGUGGAUGUCAUUUUGGCUUCUGUAGGUUAAAAAGAGGUUUUCUUCAUUUACACUACAAAGGGAUUUAUACUUUAAAUGGAUUUUACCUUUUGAAGGCAACGAUUGCCCCAACCAUAUACAAAUAUCCUGGCACAAAGCAUUUGCAAACCCUGCUGGUAUUAAACUGCCCAAAUCAGUCCUACGAUUCUUUUGUUUAGUUUUAUUGUAGACCAAGUUAUGGUAUUGCUGAUUAAGAUCGUUCAAUGGUUAAAAUGAAGAAACACAAAAAUAUAUCCCCACACCUUAGUUCGCUAAGCAUCAUGCGAUCCAUGGUUAAAGGAAAGGGUAGUUUUCUCUUUUGUAAUGCGACUGUUUAAAUGAUCUGAUUCUUUCUCCGAUUGAUUGUAAAAUAUUGAAAUUUCUGGGUUUCCGCAUAAAUUUGAGCAGAGAGAAUUUUUGGGUAGAUGUAGCAUCACACACAAAUGCAGUUUAAUUGAUCAUAAAGAAUAUGUAGACCCGUGAAGGUUGAAUGUUAGCUUGGCUCUUUUCAUGUGUAGGAUGUUCAUGAUGUUCAGACAGCUGCCUUGAUAGUCAUAGGAAUCCUUGUUAAUGACUACUUCAGUUCCAAAGCAUAGAUCUCUCGAGUCAGCAUAUUUACUGUUUUUGGCUGACUCUGCUAGUAAGAGGCCAACACCUCUCUAUUGUAUAUGGAUCCAGACAAAUUUUAAUAAAUAACCCUGUAAGUGCGCAAGGGAGAAGCUAACCAUUGCUGAAUCGUUAGGCACUCAUGGAACUAAACAUUGUUGCAAUAUAAUGUAGACGUUCAGUGUCCAAAACUUUUAGAAGGUAAUGUCAUUGUUUUUAUAUUGCACCUUCUUAAUCAAACCAUUUAAUCCCUUUUGGUCCAAUGAUACAAUUCUGUCUAGUCUCAAAGCGUUCCUUUUGAUGAUCUUGGUUUGCUGCCCUUCUCUAUUCAUGACACUGUUUCAGAUUUUCCCUGUUUGGUACAAACAAGAACCGUGCAUGAGAAAAGUAGUUUCCUUAUUCCUUUGUUAGGGAUAUAUUUGGAAAUUUGUAGUCCGAUAUCAUGCUAAUAUAUUUGUUCUGCAUUGAAAUAACAUGUGUUCCUAAUAUAAUAUGCCUUUUGCUUUUUUUGUAUGCAAAAUAAACAUAUGGUGACAUACAAUAAUAAAAAA